AUGAAGCACUUUACUCGGGCGCUAUUGGCCUUGCUUCUUACUUCAUCUGGGGUGCAUGCAGUGUCUCAAGAUUCAAACCAAUGUCUUGGAGAACUACACGGUGAAUCUCAGGCUCGCACUGUUUCUGAGGUAGUCGUUGUGGUUAAUGAAAAUGGGGAGCCCAUUCAUACGAAGACAAGGCUUGUUCUUGCUACAACUCCUGCUUCGCAAGCAAAUACUCUGUCCACUCAAUCACCAACAUCAACCUCAAGCCCUGAUGUGCCUCCGACAACAUUGACACAGACAAAACCGCAAGAUGGUAUGACCACGAAUGACGCUACCUCGAGCGAGAGAAAACAAAAGAAGCCACCCUCCAAUGGCGCGCCCCAUUCGCAUGAGCCACAGCACCCUGAACCGCCUCACAUCGAAGCUCCUGCGCAUCCUGAACCGCCUCAUAUCGAAGCUCCUGCGCAUCCCGAGCCAGCCCAUCCUGAACCGCCUCACCACGAGCAACCUCCGCACCCCGAACAACCUCACCCAGAACCACCGCAACAUGACGAACCAGCCCAGCAUCCCAAACCCAACACAGACCCAACCCGCCAAUUCGGCAUCUCAUACUCCCCCUAUGACGCCGACAGAAGCUGCAAGACCCAAGACCGAGUCAACAAGGACCUCGACCUCCUAUCGCAGUAUAAGUUCAUCCGCAUCUACGGAACGGACUGUGAACAAGCCACUCUCGUAGCCCGAGCAGCCCGCCUUCACAAAAUGCAAGUAUUCGGCGGAAUCUACGACUUAACCGACUUCCCCGCAAGCCUCAACGCAUUCAAAGAAGCCGCAACCAAAGAAGACGGCACUCAAGAUUGGUCCGUCUUUCACACUAUCGCCGUGGGCAACGAGCUAGUAAACGGCGGCCGAAGCACCCCGGCCGAAGUCUCGGGCGCCAUCACGCAAGCCCGCACUUAUCUCCGUGGACAGGGAUACAAAGGUCCCGUCGUAACGGUGGACACGUUUUCCGUGCUUUUGAAGCACCCGGAAUUAUGCAUCGCAUCGGAUUAUUGUGCUGCGAAUUGUCAUGCCUUUUUUGAUGCUACGCAGCAGCCGCACAAUGCUGGCCCUUAUGUCCUUGGGCAGAUGCAUGCUGUUUCGGCUGCGGCUGGGGGGAAGCAUACUAUCAUUACGGAGUCGGGAUGGCCGCAUGCUGGUCAGGCUAAUGGUGAUGCUACCCCAUCGCCGGAGAAUCAGCGUGUUGCUAUUGAGAGUCUGAGGAAGAGUUUUGGUCAUCGGGGGGAUGAUUUGGUUCUCUUUACGGCUUUUGAUGAUUUGUGGAAAGAUGAUAACAGGUACACGUUUAAUGCGGAGAGGUUUUGGGGGAUUCAUGAUGAAUAG
Molecule: messenger RNA, 1365 nt
Organism: Penicillium pulvis
Lineage: Eukaryota; Fungi; Ascomycota; Eurotiomycetes; Eurotiales; Aspergillaceae
Gene: scw4
Product: putative cell wall glucanase (Scw4)
Exons: 3
Coding region: 1-1365 (454 amino acids)
Biological process (GO): cell wall organization
Cellular component (GO): cell surface; fungal-type cell wall; extracellular region
Molecular function (GO): 1,3-beta-glucanosyltransferase activity; glucan endo-1,3-beta-D-glucosidase activity
Source: RefSeq, a predicted model, not a curated record